AUGCCGGCGCGGUCUGAAUUCGCCCCGAUUCUAUCGCACAGGAUAGGAACGCGGGAAGGGCAAAAGGGAUGCGGCGUGCGCGGGGUGUCAUCUCCAACUCCUCCAGUGAGACAACUGUCGCCAUUUGAAAACUUGAAGUCGUCUGAUAUCUUUAAAUAUUUAGGUUCAAUUAGCGCUCCAAAUUUAUGGGCAGAACUAUUUUCUUAUGGCAAAUGGACAGUAAAUAUGAGGCAUAACAACGACCAACUUUUAGGCGAAAUAUUAAAUCGUGCAAGAAUAGGUGUAGUAACAAGCCAAGACUGUUGUGCUUUAUCUAAACGACUCCUUAAGUUUGCCGCUAAAAAUCAAAACAACCGAAUUUAG
Messenger RNA from Arctia plantaginis, 363 nucleotides. The record is from the annotation of a GenBank genome assembly. NCBI's taxonomy places the organism in Eukaryota, Metazoa, Arthropoda, Insecta, Lepidoptera, Erebidae.